Molecule: messenger RNA, 7345 nt
Organism: Crotalus tigris (Tiger rattlesnake)
Lineage: Eukaryota; Metazoa; Chordata; Lepidosauria; Squamata; Viperidae
Gene: APOLTP
Exons: 43
Coding region: 57-6638 (2193 amino acids)
Source: RefSeq, a predicted model, not a curated record
UCUGGGGGACUCUGGUUUGAAGUGGUCAACCGUCUUGAGAUCCUCAACCAACCUUGAUGGAGGAAUCCAGCUCUAAACUCUACGUUACUACAAGGGAGAGAAAAAAAACCAUUGGCCGUUUCCCGGGCCAAGCUGAACUAUGCACUAGUGAGGAAGCGUCAAAGACGUUCGGCUGGCAGCUGUGUUCAGAAGUUUUUCUCCCUGAUGACAAGGCCAGCAGCUUCCUGCUUCCAUUCCCUGGACCUGUCAAAGUCACCGUUACACUAAGAAAGCAGGACAAGAGCCUAAAGCAGUAUUUAAUAAAAGCAGCGUAUCACUAUGUUGCUCAGAAAGGUUCCUGGAUUCCAAAUGAAGCCAGCCUCCGUUUCUUUAUGGGGACUCCGGAAUCGGAGCUGAAGAGAAACGUUGCUUUUGACUUCCACUGGAACAUCCCUCAGAAAAAAAUCAGAAUUGAAUUCGUCGAGCCCAAGGCAAAAAUGUUACUGAAUGGCAAAAUUGAAAUCUCAAAAUACUCUCGUGCUGGGCAUUUGGAAUUGAUCAUCAAUGAUAACACCAUUUAUUACAUCAAGGGCAGGACCGAUUUGCAAUCCGUGGCUGGGGAGCAAAGAUACGCCAUCCGUCUGGAAGCUAAACUGCUAAGACAUGGAAGUCCUAUUGUCCUCGCAGGAAACCUCACCAAACUGCUUAGCCGGAAAGUGUCACUUUCAGUAUCCUUGGUUAACCUGCUGAAGGAUGUGGCGUUCUUUGCAGUGUGUUUCGAGAGAAAGGCAGAUAAUGAACUAAGGCACUAUUCCCUGGAAGGAGAAACCCACAUUCCUGGUGUUUUGGGGUCUCACAUCAUUUUUCUUCUGCAACAACGAGAACAACUCUGGUCCAACAUCCUAAGAAUUAAAUAUGGGUUGUUUGGAGAUGGCAAGAAGCUUCAGCAUGAAUGCAACAUGGCUCAGAAGUUAAAGCUGGAGAACAACUUGCCAGAUGCUUACAGACUGGAUGUAGAGCACAAAUUUCACUGCACUCAGAAUCUAAUUUACAAUCACAAGGUCCAUUUGCACCAUGAAGACACUGCAACCCAGCUGCAUUCCCGCUUGGAGGCUAACUACGGGAAACACUGGGAUAAAGCCAACAAUAUGAGGAAGGUGAUCAUCAGCCAGAUGUUCAAAAAUCAUUCCCAGGCCACUCUGAGGAGCUACUUCAUGGAGUUCAUGAUUCAAGUGCCUGAAAAGAAUCUGGAUUACAGGACCCGGCUGCAGCAUUCUAGUUCUUUCCACCCUUCUCUUGAAUGCAGCACCAGUUUCAAGGUGCAUUAUAACAACCGCAUCCCUUUUAUAGCCGACCUUCAGUGGAAAAAUAUUUCUGGCCGUUUGCUGAAGAAGUGGGAAGGUACAUUCAACAUGGACACACCCUGGCUGUAUCUGUAUGCCACUCACAAAUUCCACCAGUUCCAGCGUUCGGCUUUCUUCACCACUGCUGAAUUAACCGUCGGUAAAGCUUUUGUUGUCAAGGGUUUAAUCCUGGAGCUCUUUUGCAAAGACAACGACGCUGAGAAAGAAGGCAGGAUUGUGAUCCGCACAUCGACAACCACAUAUCUGAGAGCGUCCACAAUCAACCGUUUCGUGAAAGAUUUCCUGCACAGCCAGAACGAAAUAAUGUCGUUGUGGAGCCAGCUGAUAAAGCACGAGGUUUUCCUGCAAAAUAAUGAACAUUCCAAGUUUCUUCGUUUUAGACUGACGUCUGCAAAGAAGGAAUUUAAUCUGACGGCAGCUUACUGCCACUUGGAAGCGCCUAGAAAAUCAAACAUUUCUACAUCCGUUAUGUGGACAGACCAUAAGAACCCACCUCUUGUCCUGCGGUUUGAGGCGCAGCUAGAAGAAGUGAAGAAAGAAAAAAUGCUUUAUCAGAAACGUGGAACUCUCCUGUUAAGGCAUCCGCUAAGUCUCUCCAUUCCACAAAGUCUUCUUCUCCAGGAAACAUUCACAGUGAACAAGAAGGAGAAGCACUACUCUUUGGAAACCAGACUGGAGAUUGACGAGCGGGAAGACUCCAUUUUAAAUCUCACCUUGGGCUAUUCAGCUAAAAAUCCAUAUGUGUGUGCAAGGUUGACUCACCCCUAUAACAGCAGCAUUUCCCCUCAAAAUACAGAAGCGUGCAUGAUAGUGCGGAAUCUCACCCAUGCUAAUCAAGAGCUUGAAGUGAAACUGAAAAUCAGUCAAGAAGAAGUACUGAGCUUCCUGGGAAAAUACCAAAAUAAAUCUAGCAUGGGCCAAUCCCACCAUCUAAUACAACUGGAUGUCACCCAUUCAUUCCAGGUAAUCCAACAGUUCAACAUUUGGCUUAAUGGACCAGACUCUGGAUUUGAACUCUACCCUCAAUUUCUUCAACAGAAUUGGUCACAUUUCCCGCAAACUAUUCAGGCCCAGGCCAGUCUAAGCUGUCACGGCCAAAACCGCCUCAACGGAUCUUUUGACCUCCACACCAAUUCACGGAAUCUAAUAUUCCUGGAGGCCAAUUUUGCCAAUGAGAUAAAAAGAAACAUCCGAGCCUUUCGUGCGAGCGCUGCCCUAAAGCAAGAUGUUCUAGAUCAACUUAAAUACCUGGGGCUGCAGUUCCUGAGUAAGGUGACACCAUCAAGGCUGCUGUUGACAUCAUCAGUAAAGUUGAAUCAUCGUUCCUUCCAGGUGGGCGUUUCAGGAUCCAAGGAACAGAAAGCCGGUGUGGUGACCCUCCGUGGCCACGUGCAACACAACCUCGAAAGCAUACGGCUCAUCGUACCUCAAGAUUUCUCCCUUAAUGGUUCUCUGAAGCACCGAAUCAAUUUUAACGAAGGUCUUGUGACCGUUGCAGUGAACCGCUCCAUUUUUUCCAUUCAUGUCCGAAGGAAAUGUCUGUUUGGAAAUGAAAGCUUCUCUAGCAUGAGGGUGACUGUGACCCAGGAUGGCGGUAAUAUCUUUUCAGCCCAGGGCAAACUGAAAAAUUCCCUGGAAUUGAAACGAAGAAUCCAAAGGGAUGAAGCCCAUGUCCAGAAGGGUGCAAGAGCUCUCUGUGUUGACCCUGCAGAUAUUUUCCUUCAGAAUGAGGUUGGAUUCACAGGCACACUCACACACAACAUCAGCCACUGCUAUGCAAUAGGACUUCCCAUGGAAAGUAGCAUCAAGGCCAUGUAUGGUCACAAUGAUACUUACCAGACAGUAACUGUGGACCUUCAAGGGGGCAACCAGAAGAUUAGUGUCAUGUUUGAAGUUGAGAAGUUGCAUCCAGAAGCCCUUCAAACCCAGUUCACUGCCGUCAUUAACCAUAGUAUUGCAGAGCUGAAGAAACAUGGCCUUCCAUCUCAGGUCCAGUGUGAUGGAGAACUCGGAUCUCAUCGGCUUUCUGUCCAAUGUAGUGGAGAGUUGGCAAAUCAUUCUUUAGAGGAUCGUGGCUUCCCAAAUUACGCACAGGUCAAUGGAUCGCUUCUGAAGGAGGGUGGCCGAACAGAGUUCUUCAGCAGCCUGCAAGUGGGAGACCAAGAGUCCUAUUUCACAAUAACAACCAAGUGCCAGCCAAAGUUCAUUUUAGAAAUGGAGCUAAGACACGGGCUUUCAUUCUUCAGCAGGGUCCCAAAAGAAAAUAAGCUGAUUGUCCAUUGUGGGAGACGACUCAAGCAUGCCCUAAGCUUGGAACUGAAAUCUGGACUUUGCCAACUCCAAGCCAGCUUGGAGAUCAAUGCAGGAAACCGAUCCCAGUGGCAAGCAGUGAUGGAGAACUCCUGCCACAUGAUACAGGAUCUUGGAAUCCCAACAAAAAUGAAUGGAUCAGGGCACGUAUUAAAGGAUAAGGUCAAUCUUGAUUCUCAAGUGGUGCUUACUGUUGGUGGAAACACUGUCGCUGCAUUCCUCCUAUUAAAAGGCACGGCUACUAGACAAGAAUUUCACGCACUUCUGGAUCAACACAUCAAAGGGGCCACUCACUCUGGCAUUCCUGCAAGGACAGAAGUGGAUUUAAUUUCAGAAAAGAGUAGGAACCUUUGUGAAAGGCUGCUUCAAUUCAAGGUGGAUGGCAAGCAGGCCUUGGUGUCUUCUUCUCUCAAGCGUGGAAGAGCCCAGAUUGCUUAUUCUGCCAUUAUCGCACAGCCUUUUAACUUCACGAUGAAGCACAUUGAGGUUAGCUCCCUGACCCAAAGCCACAAAGGAGCAUAUGCGCAACAGAUGCAAAUAGCUUGGAACCAUGGCCAGCCGGCCUGGAUGAACUUCACGUUUGGAGACAAGUCCAGGGUGAGGGACACAUUUUGGGAUACUUGUAUCACAGCUUCUUCUGGACAGCUUAAAAACAUCCUAACUAUUGCAAGUCUCCAGGCCUGUGGCUCCCUUAAGCAGACAGCAGCCAUGUUGAAUCAGCACCUAGAUCUUACAUGGGAUAACAAGAUGGUUGUACAACAUCUGACCUAUGAGAGAAGCCAAAAGUUGCAUCAGGAUAAAAUGCUGGUACAAGCUACUUUAAAGAAUCUCUUGACCUCGUGUUCCCAUCAGCGUAUUCUGGGAAAAGUUGAAACGGAUUAUUCGUCUUGGCUAAACUAUGACGUGAGACUCGGGAUGUGUGAUCUCCCAAAUGCAAUUGCUCUUUCCGGAAAAUUCCAACUAAACCAGGGAGACACUGCCGUACGAUCCGAAGGGAAAAUCAGCCUUGGAGACAAUGAAGGGGCAAUUAUGGUGGCUUUACAGAACAACAGCAAGCUGGAAAUGAGGAACUACUCGGCGGAAUUUUCACUAAAAGGACCUGAGGCUAUUUGGAUGGAUGUGAAGGCCUAUGUGACCUCUUCAGUUGAUCAAAGCCAAGUCCUUGUUGAGGGAAAGAUGGAUCAACCAAACGAGAAAGUGAAAAUAAUAGCCAUCAAAGGGAAAGGGUGUCUUCGGUAUUACACAGGAUACUUGAAAGGAAAUUCUGAGGACAGACUAGAAUUUGCAGCUUGUAUGAAUGGUCAAAAGCAUGUGGCACUCAACGCUCGCCUCCUUGUAAACAGACAUGAAGAAACAGGAUAUGUCACCAUGGAAGCAUCUAACCAAAGUCUAAAUCUGAAGGCCCAUGGCUGUUGGGAUCUCAUCAUGAAGACUGAGUCAAAACUGGGUGAGAUUGCAUCUGAUCUCCAGCACAGACUGGCGGCAAAAAUAAAAAAAGGGGAGGAACGUAUUCAGGACUUCAGAAAAUCGAUCCAGCACAUUGAAUUUCUGUAUGAUGCUGUCAGCUGGUCUUUAGAAGCCUCCCAAGAGAUGGUACAACUCCUGCACAGUGGGACAAGCCACAUUGCUCAGAUGUGGGAGCAGAGUGGAUUUAAGCAACUCCUACGGGAUCAUCUCCCCAUGUACCUGAGGAAGCUUCAAAGCAUCCUACAACAGAUCCAACUGGAGCUGCAAAAGCCACUAACCACCCUAAAAGAUGCCUACUAUGAUGUGACUUUGAAACCGUUGGAUGAAGUUUGGCAACAGAAGACCGAUGCGUAUCUGAAGAAACUUCAGGCACUGGUGCCCAAUGUUGUGAAAGACGUAUGGCUGAUGGAACCCAUCCAGGUUGCAAUGAGAUUUCUGAAAACUGGCUUUGAUAUGGCAACCCAACAGAUACUACACUGGGCAGAAGCCAAAUUAUCCCGAAUGUUGAGCAAGUUCCGAAAAUCUAUAUCGAAUCUGUACAGAUUUUCAUCCAGGAACUGUUCUGUGGCCCUGAGUUUGCCUGCCAUGCCCGAAGGAGAAGCCACAUUAGAUUUGGUCAACCUCACAAACCACAUCAUCGAAGAGAAAGUCAUGAAGUCCCUUAGAGGCCUAUAUCACAUCAAUCUGGCUGCAGAAUAUUACAAAUUCAAGCGAGCCAUCAUGGAGAGCCCUUUUGAACAUCAUGCCUUGUUGAUGGGUACCAAGCACCUGUGGACAUUUGAUGGGAAAAUGUACAGCUUGACCUCCAACUGUAGUAUACUGCUGGCCAAAGAUUUUUCCCAGAAUGCCUUUACAGUCAUCCUAAACCAGAGCAGUGGUGUGGACAGGUCUCUAUACCUCAACAUGAACAAAAGAGUGGUCAUCCUUUACCCUGAACAGAAGAUCUACAAGCAGUACAACACUUCCCUGCUGAAGGACUGCGGGAGUUUUGACAUUCCUCUCCAAGGAAAUGGCACCACCGUCCAGGUGGACACAAACCAUGUUGAAAUGAUUGCAGCUGAUGGAGCCUUGAUUUUCUGUGACCUUGGCUACGACUUCUGCACCUUCACCUUGGAUGGAUGGCAUCAUGGUGUGUCUGCUGGUCUUUUGGGUACCAACGAUAAUGAAGCUGGCAAUGAAUGGAUGCUUCCGGACCGCUCCCUGGCUAAGAGCUUGUCAGAAUUCAUACAAGCCUGGCAGGUGAACGGCCGUUGCAGUGAGGUCAAGAGAGAUGACAAAUCUUGCAUCCAUGCGCAGAGCGCUGAAAUCUGUCAGACUUUUUUCCAGGAGUCCACCUCCCCUUUUAGGAACUGUUUUGGAGUGGUGAAUCCUGAACCGUUCUACCACUGGUGCAAAGCUGAUCUGUGUGAAGUGCAGAGCAUCAAAGCAGCCUGUAAUUUAGCUGCAGCCUUCAGGCACCUGUGCAGUCGAAAUUUUGUCCCAGUAGAGAUGCCUCUUCGGUGUGAGACGGCAAAGUGAGACCGAGAAGCAGCUGGUUGCUUGCAAUCGACUAAAGGGAGGGCCCUCCUACUUAAAUUUCCCAUCAGUCCAAGCUCAACUCUAACAAGAUCAUCAGCUUCAUCUUACAAACUUAGUCCUGUGUUGGCACAAUGAAAAGACUGGAGAUGCUGUUAAAAAUAAGCUUUGACUGUUGCAAUAGCUACCAACUGCUCCACCAUCUGGAAGAAGUCCUCAAACUGCUUCUGCUUGUGUUUGCCAUAUUAAAGAAGAUACAACUUGAAAAGUAUCUGGCAAAGGGUUCUCCUGAAAGAGAUGAAGAAUGUUAAAUUAGAUCUCCUUGUAGUCAUCAGUUUAGAAUAAUUUUGGAGAAGACUUGUUCUAGAUUUUUUUUUUCCUGCUGCUCCUAAUGACCAAAUAAGGUUUCGUUUAUAUUCAACCAUGUCUGAGAUAAAUCAUGUUGAAUUGGAAGGGCCUUGGUGGCUGAAAUCACCUUUCCGCUUCGUGUUCUGUACAGCAGCUUAUUCUUCGGAAUCUUCCCAUUUUCAGAUGAUACAAAAAUCCACUCUUCUGGAAACUUUUAAACCCCCUGCAUAGAACAUACUUAAACACGCCCUGAAAACAAUCUCUGAGGAAUCUCUGACUUGCUAUAGGACUUUAGAACCAAAAACAAAAUAGUUAAAUAAAAAGCAGAAUAGUUAAAUAAAAAGCAAAAUUAAAAUGUGAAA